Molecule: messenger RNA, 1314 nt
Organism: Diplodia corticola
Lineage: Eukaryota; Fungi; Ascomycota; Dothideomycetes; Botryosphaeriales; Botryosphaeriaceae
Product: f-box domain cyclin-like protein
Exons: 3
Coding region: 1-1314 (437 amino acids)
Molecular function (GO): protein binding
Source: RefSeq, a predicted model, not a curated record
AUGGGUCGGCCCGGUCCCGUCGCAUGGCCGAGCGCGCGCUGGACGGCCGCGAAGCUGUGUCUCGCGCGCCUCCCGGACGAGGUGCUGAUUCUCAUCAUCGAAAACUGCGACAUCGACGCCCUGCUGCAGCUGCGCCUGACCAGCCGCGCCUUCCGCAGCCUGAUCGCCACCUACGAGAGCACCAUCGUGCAGGAGGUCGCCCGCACCACCUUCCCCGGCUGCAAGCUCAUCCUGCGCCCGCCCGAGGACCAUGAUCUGCUGAAGUCGCCCUACACCCUGCACUGGCUCACCGGCCUGAUCCCGCGACACCUGGCCGCCAUCGUCGUCGACCGUCACCGCUACUGUGGCACCCCGCUGCCCGCUCUGGACGGCGUCCCGGCCGAGGACGAGAUUGGCGACGAAAUCCGCGCCCACAUCGCCCACGGCUUCAGCAUCCUCGAGACGCUGUCGCUGAUCGCCCAGGAUGUCGAAGACACGCCCGACUCCAAGAUCGAGUCCAAACUGCCUCCUGAACUCGUGGCCCGCGGCCCGCCAGCCCCACGCUGGCGAAAAUACACGCCCAACCGCGUCUAUCGCCAGACGAAGCGCGCCCUGUGGUCGUGGCGCCGCCCGCAGGAGAGCGCCGAGAAGAAGCGGCGCGCCGCGCUGCAGCGCCGCCAGGACCUGAUCACCGCCCUGCAGUGCAACUUCAUCCACAAGCGGAUGACGCCCGACGAAGCAGCCGACUUCGACGCCAUGUGGACCGUCCUGCGCAUGGCCUUUCAGCACCACCGCUACUUCAACAUCGGCGUGCCGCUGUUCGACUGGGGCAAGCCCGACCGCCGCGAUGUCUUCUGGGGCAACUCGUGGGUCAAUUGGUACGUCCUGCGCGCCGGCGCCUCCUUCUGGUGGCGCAACUACUGGCUCAAGAGCAUCCGCGUCGCCGCCGCUGGCGGCUCCACCUCCACCGGCCAUCUGCUGCUCGAAGACUUCACCAAGCCCAGCACCGGUAGCAAGAGGAAGCGAUCCAAGGGCGGCGGCGGCGGCGGCGGCGGCGGCGAGCAACAGAAGGAUACGCGCCCCACCGGCUGGGCCGAGAUCAACCUGGCCUGGCACAUCCGGACCCGCGAGCAGAUCGAGAUCGAGCGCGCCGGCGCCGAGGAGGUUUUCGCCACCAUCCGCCAGCGCAUGAAGGGAGCGCACGUCGUGCGCCUACCCACGUUCGACGAGUACCGCGCCAUGGUGCGCAGCUUGAGGGGCGAGGGCAGCACCACCGCCAGCCAGGACAAGGACGACCCUCUCAAACGCUACUGCGCCACCAUGACCGUGCUCUGA